GCUACGAGUCAUGAAAACUCACUUCAAACCAUUUCAGUUUGGAGUUCUAUUUGCAAGGUGAGUAAUCAACCUGUAAUCUGUAACCAACCAUCCCUCUUAAGACAUUUAAGAAACCAUUCUUGCCGUAAAGUUAAGACCGUGACUAGUUAAUUAAACUUUUUAAAGUGCUGGGAAAAGUUUUUAUGCUUGAAGUGUUCCCAACUUUGGCAAGAAACUAAAAAAAAUUUCUUAGGUUCAUGAGUUUUUAAUCCCCUGAAAGUUUGAAUUCUCCUGAAAGCGAUGUUUGUUUCAGGUAGAUACUUAACAAUUUCAGGAAGAAAAAGCAAUCGACACACGACAACGGCAAAGUUUAGAAAAAUGAAGUACGAAAACGCUUGAUGCUUGUAAUUGCUAGACAUUAGGGGCUAGUCGACUUUAAUUUUGACAAAAGACUCACGGUCAGCGUCGCAGUUGCUUAAACAUAAGGUUACAAAACUUUAUAUAUGAUUUGACACGUUUAGCUUCAUCUUCCCAGCACACAAUCGAGGAAGGCAACAACAUUUAAAAAUUAAUUUCAAGUCAUAAUAAUAAUGAUGCUAAUAAUAAUAAUAAUAAUAAUAAUAAUAAUAAUAAUAGUAAUAAUAAUAAUAAUGUACAAAAUAGACACACCUAAAAAGUACUUCAAAGCUUCAGUUUCUUGUGGAUCCGUGCCAAAGAAUGAUGUAUAUGGGCUUCUCGAACCUAGAGUGUACCUUGAAUAACUUAAUGUUGUAAACGGGCCAAAAAACCUCCGACUUGUUCAAGUUCCAAAACUCUUGAAGAGCAUUGCAGCAUUUUCAUGCCAUGGUAAAUGUGACACUUCACAUUGGCAUGCAAAGGAUAGUAACCAGGGGCGGAUCUAGGGGGAGGGUGCAGGGGGUGCGCACCCCCAGACCUGCGGUUUUCUAAUACAACUGGUAUUCUGCGAAAAAAAAACUAUGCGGUUUAUUGGUGUUGAAGUAGAUAAGAGACGAGUGCACCCCCUCCUAAAAAAAAUCCAGGAUCCGCCCCUGGUAACCAAAUAAAAAUUUAUCAGAUGGAUAGUGUGAAAUAACCACAUUUUGUUAUUCAUGGAGCUCAUCUAGAGUUUGGGAGCGCGUUUGACUCGACAGUGGAGGGCUUAGUCUUUUUAUUUAUUUGGUAACUUAACUGGUUUCCAUAUCAAACAGUAAUUCCGUUUUUCUCUUGUUAGUUUACGUUGACGGACCAUCUCAAAAUGAAUCGUCCAAUAGUUGCCGCAUUUUUGGUGUCCUUUGCGUGUUCGAUUUUGACUGUAAGUAAAAAAUAUGGUUACUGAAACAUAGCAUUUAAGAUGAGAACUCUUGUAAAAUUUUCUAUAUAAACUGUUGAAUUUAUCGAAGUUUUAGAGAUGAAUUUAUUCUUAUUUCAGGAUCAAGUGUGGUCAGCUCGUUUAAACGGACAAGGUAGGCUUUUUGUAUUCGAUUUAGUCAAGAAAAAAACAAAUUAGGUCACUUCGGAGUUGCCCCAGGUCUCUGUGUCAAGGCUAAGUGCAAAGCCAUUAAUAUGAAAAUGAUCUUUUACUCUCAUGCAAAUAAAACUAAGUAAGAAAGGUUUUGCUCGUAGCCUCAGUUUCAAAAAGAGGGGUUUUGAACUCGGAAAUUGCCUAUUUCUUUUAGGUGCUUAAAGGGGCUGUGUCACGGCAGUCCAGUUCAUUUUGUUUAAUUUUGUCAGUUACUCGCCCUCAAUCGCUAUGGAACUUAAAGUAAGCAAAUAAAAGAAAUUACUUGUAAAUGACACAAGCAGAGAUUCGAGACAAAAAAAUAUGUCUCCUGAGCAUUAUUUUUGAAGUUGCAAAGAGUAGAGAUCAACUUUGAAAAACUGUUAGGCUGAACAGUUUUCAAAAACCCUAAUUUCAGUCCGUUGCAAUCGUCUUCAGUUUUGCCCAUCCGAGGCAGCUGUUGUAUCUGUUGUGUUAAUUUAACCUUCCUUUAAUGUUUUAAGCGGUUAUUUUUACGUUUCUCUUAAUUUAACGGGCAUUUUGUAAUUACCUAAUUUGGCUGAAUUUCGUGACACAGCUCCUUUAAUAUGAAAAUGAUUUUUUACUCUCAUGCAAAUAAAACUAAGUAAGAAAGGUUGUGCUCGUAGCCUCAGUUUCAAAAAGAGGGAUUUUAAACUCGGAAGUGACCUAUUUCUUUUAGGUGUUUAAUUUGUCUAAAUUUUAUUUUAAUUUAGUGCCCUCGCCACACCUAUUGGUACAAACAUUCUUUCAGACAUAGAAAGCGCUAACGCAGCGCUCCGCUGUUGUUGGUCCUUGUAAUUUUUCAUCAAAAGCAGCUGUCACUCUGGAUGUUAAACAUAAUUUUCUUCCCGUACCAUUAAAUGUCAGAAAUACAAGCUGAGAGAAAAAUAGUGCAUGAACGAUAUUUAUAUGCUGCUUAAAAUUGGAGUGAGGUCAAAGAAACAACAUAAAGUUUAGCCAUACUUCUCCUAUAGUAGCGGAACACUUCAGGAUGAAAUCGAUAUCUCUAGUAUUCAAACUGUGGCCAAGUAUAGUAAAAUUCGUGUCAUUUUCUGAAAAUAUAUAAACUAAAAGAAGUAAAUAGAGGGAAAUUGUUCAAAUUAUGAACAGAUUUCUUGUAUUUUCUCGUAGAACUUAGGGAAAAACGGUUCUCCUACGACAGCAUAGCAGAGACUUUGUAUAAAAACACCAUACGCCACUUCCACAUUUCCCAUAAUGCACCUUAUUUAUAAAUUUUCUCUCCAAAAUUUGGCAUAACCUUUGUUUUUUAAUUCUCCUGGGUAUUACAGCCGUCGCAUAAGAAAAUGAAAACAAUUCUUAUGCAAAAUUUUUGUGGGCAAACAAGGUGCAUUAUGGAAAUGUGGAAAUGGCGAAUUAAUUAUGUUACAGCACAAGAAAAACCUGGUUUGUGUCCCAAGCCCCGACCCGGUCAGGUUGGUCCCUGUGUUGAGGCCUGCUCUGGGGAUGGCGAUUGUAAAGGUGCCGCAAAAUGCUGCUCUAAUGGCUGUGGGCAUGUUUGCAUGAAACCACUGGGUAUGUACCUUAACUAUCAACAUCCCUACUCUGAUGUUAGGCGUUGCACGGUUGUUAUACGCAUGCGCAAUCUUCUUGCCUGUUGACUCUUAAUCUUUCUUUAUUGUGUAUUAUGGGCGUUACUACUGUGCAAAACUGGCAGGUUUGUUCUUGUUUAAAGUGACACCAAUAGUAUGAACCUGCAUAAUUAGUAUUUCAUGGAAAAAAAAUCGAUAAUGAUAAUGAUAACAAUAAUGAUGAUGAUGAUAAUGAUGAAAACCGUUCCGCUAACACGGAAUAGUAGAAAAUCAGCAUAAAAAUAAUAUUAAAAUUUCCUGCAACGGAAGGGAAACCUGAGUUUUGUCCCAAACCCAAACCUGACCAGAUUGGCAUCUGCGUUGACGCCUGACAAGGAGAUGACGAUUGUGCAGGUUCCGAAAAAUGCUGGUCUAAUGGAUGCGGGGACGUUUCCAUGAAACCACUCGAUAUGCAUGGUUUUCCCAUAUUUAGGCUUUGCUAGUAUGAGUAUGCGGAAGCAAUCCCCUUGUCUGUUCACUGCUAAAUUUUGCUACACACCGUGUAGAAUUGCUUGCUGUGAAAUUUAGCUGGAGUUCGAGGAGUUAUAGUUGCUAGUUUUGACCGAACAAUGGAAACGAGCUUUACGCGACAGGAGUAGCUCUGUCAGUAGAGCGCUUGACUACAGAGCGGGAGGUCGCUGGUUCGAUCCCUUUGGCCCGACCCAUACUCAGAUAUACUGAGAUAUGAAGGUAGUGCCUUUGCCAAAUUGCCCUGUAAACGGCUGGACCCUUCGGAUGACCACGUGAAAUGCCAGUGCCGUCUUCAGUAGGAGACGCCAAAAAAGUGUCCCAAAUUAGUACUUUCGUACUAAAUACAUUGACACUCAAAUAAAGUGCUUAUAUUAUAUAUUUCUUCGACAAGAGGGAGGGUUAAUUCUAAGAAAAUUGCAAGGUAAGGGUAAACAGAAUCCUGUUGAGUGUAUAUCAUUUCUUCGCUCGUCCAUUUUUCUCACGUUUAAUCAAUCGUUCGUAUGUUUGGCUUUUAUAUCAUUCACGGCAGUCAAUCUGGAUGCUGUGGAGAAACGAGAGCCUGGUGGGGUCCUUACUUCUGAUCGCUGCCCCAAGCCCGGCCGUUUUGGCCUCUGUGCUGAGCUUUGCGGUGUAGGUGGUGGAUGCUCAGGAGGAAAAAUAUGCUGCUCU
Porites lobata is the source of this 4227-nucleotide messenger RNA. NCBI's taxonomy places the organism in Eukaryota, Metazoa, Cnidaria, Anthozoa, Scleractinia, Poritidae. The record is from the annotation of a GenBank genome assembly.